AUGUUUCAGCCAAAAUUUCACAAGACAGAUAAGGAUUAUCAAUGUAAAGAAUGUGGGAAAGCAUUUAGUAAGCUUUCAGACCUCUCUAGACAUGAAAGAAUUCACACAGGAGAGAUGCCUCAUGAAUGUAAGGAAUGUGGGAAAGCAUUUAGUCUGUCCUCAACCCUCUCUACACAUAGACAAAUUCACAGUGGAGCGAGGCCCUAUAAAUGCAAGGAAUGUGGGAAAGCAUUUAGUCUGCCCUCCAACCUCUCUGUACAUAAAAGAAUUCACAGUGGAGAGAGGCCCUAUGAAUGUAAGGAAUGUGGGAAAGGAUUUCGUGAGUCCUCAAACCUCUCUGCACAUAAAAGAAUUCACAGUGGAGAGAGGCCCUAUGAAUGUAAGGAAUGUGGGAAAGUAUUUCGUCAGCCCUCAAACCUCUCUGUUCAUAAAAGAGUUCACAGUGGAGAGAGGCCCUAUGAAUGUAAGGAAUGUGGGAAAGUAUUUCGUCAGGCCUCAAACCUCUCUGUACAUAAAAGAGUUCACAGUGGUGAGAAGCCCUAUGAAUGUAAGGAAUGUGGGAAGGCAUUUAGUUGUUCCUCUUCCCUCUCUAUACAUAAAAGAAUUCACAAUGGAGAGAGGCCCUAUGAAUGUAAAGAAUGUGGUAAAGCAUUUAAUCAGCCCUCACACCUCUCUACACAUAAAAGAAUUCACAGUGGAGAGAGGCCCUAUAAAUGUAAGGAAUGUGGGAAAGCAUUUAAUCAGACCUCACACCUCUCUAAACAUAAAAGAAUUCACAGUGGAGAGAGGCCCUAUGAAUGUAAGGAAUGUGGGAAAACAUUUAGUCAGAGCUCCAGCCUCUCUAUACACAAAAGAAUUCACAGCGCAGAGAGGCCCUAUGAAUGUAAGGAAUGUAGGAAUGGCUUUAGAAAUUCCUUAGACCUUGCUUUUUAUUUGAGAAAUCACAGUGCAGACAGCCCUUACAAAUGA
This is a messenger RNA of Orycteropus afer afer, 969 nucleotides long. Lineage: Eukaryota; Metazoa; Chordata; Mammalia; Tubulidentata; Orycteropodidae. The record is from RefSeq and is a predicted model, not a curated record.